Talpa occidentalis (Iberian mole) is the source of this 7218-nucleotide messenger RNA. It is a transcript of the gene GFOD1, whose product is annotated as glucose-fructose oxidoreductase domain containing 1. Bases 26 to 1198 code for a protein of 390 amino acids. The record is from RefSeq and is a predicted model, not a curated record. Gene Ontology annotation, molecular function: nucleotide binding. NCBI's taxonomy places the organism in Eukaryota, Metazoa, Chordata, Mammalia, Eulipotyphla, Talpidae. The transcript is spliced from 2 exons.
CCCGCGGCCGGCGGCCCGAGCGGCCAUGCUGCCCGGGGUGGGCGUGUUCGGCACCAGCCUCACGGCGCGGGUCAUCAUCCCGCUGCUCAAGGACGAGGGCUUCGCGGUGAAGGCGCUGUGGGGCCGCACGCAGGAGGAGGCCGAGGAGCUGGCCGGGGAGAUGAGCGUCCCCUUCUACACCAGCCGCAUCGACGAGGUGCUGCUGCACCAGGACGUGGACCUGGUGUGCAUCAACCUGCCGCCGCCGCUCACCAGGCAGAUCGCGGUCAAGACCCUGGGCAUAGGCAAGAAUGUCAUCUGUGACCGCACAGCGACGCCCCUGGACGCCUUCCGCAUGAUGUCAGCCGCACACUACUACCCCAAGCUCAUGAGCAUCAUGGGCAACGUGCUGCGCUUCCUGCCGGCCUUCGUGCGCAUGAAGCAGCUCAUCGAGGAGGGCUACGUGGGUGAGCUGCUGGUGUGCGAGGUGCAGGUGCACAGUGGCAGCCUGCUGGGCAAGAAGUACAACUGGAGCUGCGAUGACCUGAUGGGCGGCGGCGGCCUGCACUCGGUGGGCACCUACAUCAUCGACCUGCUCACCUUCCUUACCAGCCAGAAGGCCGUCAAGGUCCACGGGCUGCUGAAGACCUUUGUGAAGCAGACUGACCACAUCAAGGGUAUCCGCCAGAUCACCAGCGACGACUUCUGUACCUUCCAGAUGGUCCUGGAGGGCGGGGUGUGCUGCACCGUCACCCUCAACUUCAACGUGCCCGGUGACUUCAAGCAGGAUGUGACCGUGGUGGGCUCGGCUGGGCGCCUGCUGGCGGUGGGCACAGACCUGUACGGGCAACGCAACAGCGCCCCAGAGCAGGAGCUGCUGCUGCAGGACGCCACGCUGGUCAGCAAUUCCCUGCUGCCGGAGAAGGCCUUCAGCGACAUCCCCUCGCCCUACCUCCGCGGCACCAUCAAGAUGAUGCAGGCCGUGCGUCAGGCCUUCCAGGACCAGGACGACCGGCGCACAUGGGACGGGAGGCCACUCACCAUGGCGGCCACCUUUGACGACUGCCUGUACGCCCUGUGCGUGGUGGACACCAUCAAACGGUCCAGCCAGACUGGCGAGUGGCAGAACAUUGCCAUCAUGACUGAGGAGCCAGAGCUGAGUCCGGCUUACCUGAUCAGCGAGGCCAUGCGCCGCAGCAGAAUGUCCCUGUACUGUUAGCGCAGACUGGGCCUAGGUGUCUUAGGCCUUCUGGGGGCCUGGAGAGGAGGCAAGGAGAAGCUGUGGCCUCCAGGAGAGUGAGGUAGAGAGGGAGCAAGCAGUGUAGUAAAUGGUAUGGGCAAGAGGAGAAACUCAGCCCAGCUGAGGGGCCCCAAACAAGACUGUUGGCAGGCGCUGGGCUUACAGCCGAGGUGUUCCUGAGAUCCUCUCUGCUGCCAUUUGUGUAAGGGAGGUUUAGCUGCCUCUGUGGCAGCUACUGUGAGGAGCAAGGAGGGCUUUCCUCCCAACACCAUACUUCACCCCACCUUGGCCUCCUUUGUAACCACAUGCUCCUGUGAGGUCAAGGUCAAGGCACUGUAGCUGAUGGCAAGGUCAGUGGGUGUUGGCCUUAUUGUGACCCACUACGGGCAGAAGGCAAGUCCCCGCAUGGUCACACAAGCCUGCGAGUCUGGAGGAAAAUGGGCAGGGUUGUGGGUAGGUACAGUGGGCACCUGAGUAAAAGUUCAAAUCCCAGGAAGCCACCUGAAGUGUCUGAAGAAAAAGGGGACUUGGUAGCAAAGUAUACAGCUUUCUUGAUUAAUUCAUCUUCCUCAGUGGAAGCCCUGGAAAGUGUCUUCCUAAUUGGUUCAUUGCCCUUCAGCUGGCCUGAAGAGGGAUAAGGGAGUGCCAGGAGGAGCAAGCAGAGAGAAUUCCUUAAGCCAAAAGGAGAGCACAUGCUGCAUCUAAACAGAUGAGGCAGCGAAUAAAAUAUGCCUUUGAAUUUGUCAACCAUUUAAAAAGCCUGCAGAAUCACCUUUACAACAGUAUUUCUGGUGGAGUGGAAUUGAAUGUAAGAGGAGUUUGGUACUGAUGUGUUGAGGUGGUCCUUUCACAAGGCUGCCCAGGCAGGGCCAAGAACACAGGAGGAGCUAUGGUUUGCCCAGAAGCUGACAGGCUGCCCUCCAAGACUGCAAGCAGCUGGGAGCCCCACGUUACUGUGGGAAUUCCUCAGUAGAAGGGAAAGUAAGUGAGCCCUGGAGUUGCUCCAACACCCAUGUCUUCUACUAGUUGGAGACGGGCUUUUAGGAGCUUCACCCAGUGCUGUGGAUUUAAAAGGGAAGCCUUUUAAAUGCUACUCAGAUAUAAUCUUCCCUGAAAAAAAAAAAGUUACAGUUCUUUUCUUAGCUUUGACCUUUGCUUUUAUGAUUCUGACGCCUGAAAAUUUUUGAAAAGCUUUUAAACAAAACAAAGCAAAAGGAAAACAAGGAACAUAAUUUUCAGUGUUUCUAAAAUGGAGCUUUAGAGCCCUCUGAUGUGUAUACUUCACAUAGGGUCAAGAGGCUCAUGGAGGGAAAAACGUAUUUUUCCUGUCCUUGCUCUCCUGUCUCUCUUGUCUUGUCACCCUCUGGAGAGAGCAAUCUGCAGGUUUGCACAGGCAGUGCCCAAAGAGAAUAUCGUGUGUGUGUGUGUGUGUGUGUGUGUGUGUGUGUGUUUCCAUCUGUCGCUCCUACACACAUGUACGCCUAAGGUUUCAUAAAUGCUUCCUCUUUCUACCACCAAGUGUCACUAAAAUCGUUCCUGAAAAAAUUCAGAUCUGGUCUUGAAAGAAAGACCUAGUCAAAUACAUUUUGAAAAUGGGAAAUUGUCCUUGGGUUAUCUCUUGUUCAUGUAAGAUCUUUGUCAGAGUUGCAUGUGGAGUCUACUACAUAACUUUUGUUCACAGGUCAUGGAAAUCUAAUAGCAGUCUUGAGCACACAAUUGGGAUUUAGGCUUCUUUUCACAUACAUGGCCUAGACGGGAAUUUAAUGGACCCCCAGCUCUGCAAUAGCAGAGUCCAAACACGAACAGCACAAGAGCUGUAGCUUCCAUCCCCUUCCCAAGGUCAGUGCCCUGGGAAUUCCAGGUGGCUCCUCCCGCUAGCCCUCAUGUCCAGAAUGUUGCUCAAGUCAUUUUCCAGCUCAGAGGUUAAAAUUGCCUUCCUGCAAAGAAUCUUGCUACUUCCCGGGCCUUACAGCUGAAAUGCUCUCUUGUACUGGUGUGUUGUCCAUUGCUGACAAGGCUACGGGACUUUUCCAGCUUUGGCAACUAUCAGUUCAAAACCACAUCUGAUAGAAUGAAAGUCUCCCCGAAAUUUGAGCAGAGGCCAUGCCAGGGACUGUAUUGCUUCAGGUUGUCCUAAAUUGCCUUCUGAGUGGAAACAAGUUUUUUUCUAGCUGGCCUACGAGGCUGUGAUUGAAUAGGGAGGGAAACCAGUGACUCUAUGCGUUUCAUUUUUCUAAAUUGUUGAUAAUGUAAGUUGGGAUAUUCCUGGGAUUUUCAUUUUAGGUUUCUCCAUUUAGCCAUGAUACUUGGGAGGUUUCUCCCACGAGGCCUCUGAGCUCCAUGUCUGAAACAAAAAUUCUCAUUUGAGGCUGGGGUAUAUAGAAAGAAAAUAGACUUUUAGAGAAGCAUGAAAAAUAUUUUAGUAAGUUUAUUCCAGUUUUAUCUACUGCAACGCGUGUAGUAGGUAGAUGAAGAAAUGGGAGGAAUAAAGCCCCAGAUAGUUGACUUUUUAAUACAAAACUCGCUGCGAGUGCACUUGGGAUACACGUUAGUGCUCCGUUGGUCCCAGUCUUACCACUUGCAAAGCCUCGACUGGGAGACACAAUAGGAAACGGUCAUCUUAAGCCCUGGACGGCACUCUGCGGAAGGCUUUGUUUCAGCCCAGAUGGUCAAUAGCGCCCUUAGGUGUCUGGGCACAUCCACUGACUGACCUGGGGUGAAGUCCUGGUGAUAAUCCGGCGCCUUUCAGCUUUGUUUAAGAUGUAGCAAGGAACCUGUGGGAUGGAGGCAGCACUUUCAGGUUUUCACAUCUAGUUCUGCCGUUCCCUGGUUUACUUUCUGCCACAUGUGGCUGCUUCUAGUACUGAACAUGUGGCUGAUGCCACUGGUUGCUUUCACAGGGAUCCCAAAUUCCCAAUCCUGAAAGAGGAUAUAAGUCUGAUGUUCUGGUACCCACUGGUGUCCAGCAUUUGGAAAUGCUCUGGGCUUAUUUGGAAAGUUUGGAUUCUCUGAGCUUUCUUCUGGAGAGUCUGCAAUCACUAAGUCUCUCCACGACGGGAGAGGUGUUGCAGAGUCCAGCCACAUUCCUUAGUCUGCCUGGCCUUCAUUACCUGUGUCAGGUGUAUCUGGACACUUCAGGGGCAGCCUUGGCCCUCUCCAACUCAAGACAGCUCCUCCCAAACACUUUAUCUGCAGAGAGCCAUUGAGGAACCCCCUGUGCGCCAACAUUUCUUGAUUUUUCUACUGUGCGCAGUGUUGUAGAUCUGUGAUUUCAUUCAUCUGUAAACCACGCUCAGUAGUGGGUAUUGCUGGUCCCAUUUUAUAUGUGAGAAAAUUGAGACUCUGAAGAAGAGCAACUUCCGAAAGUCCAGCUAUUAAGCAAAAUGGACUCCAAAGCCUUUCCUCUCCAUCAAACCAGUUUCCCUCCCUAGAAGAAGGAUUUGGGCCUCUGUCCUUCUCCUGGGCAGGAAAGCACUCCCUGCGGACUCUGUAGGGGGCUGCCCUCCUGCCCUGUGGAGCAGCUGUGAUAAGGGCUCACUGCAACCUGCAUGGGGCUCUUUGCACUUCUGUCAACACCCUCCUGUGAGCAGGAAGCCACACUCACAUUCCUCCAGAAGGUUAGUUAGAGAGCUGCAGCAGAAGUUGAUUUUUCUUUUCCUUCCGAAACAAAUAUCGCUCAACUCCUUUAAAAAUUGACUUCCUAAGUUGACUUUGAGUGUAGGUGAUGCAGCAAGCCCCAGACCUAGGAUUUUCAAAUGUCCUUGGCCAGUUAUUACCAAUGACUGUCAAAUGUGUUCUCGGUGUCUGGGUGUAUCCCAUGGGAAAACGCCUUUUCUCAGGGAGUGGAGCUUUUACAGUUCAUUUGUGACUUCGAUUUUAGCUGUAUGUUGAAUUCAUACCUUUCUCUGCUUUUAACUAUCUUGUCUCAUGGCAGAAGCUGUUGAAUGUGGUCUGGGCUCAUAAAUUCGGUGUCUGAUGUGAUUGUCUUUAUUCUGGUGGGUUGGGCCGGGAAGGGGUGGCUUCAGCCGUGGCCAGUGAUAACCUGGGGAGAAAGUGAAUCCAUUGGCCCUGGAUUCUGUCCAGCAUAUUCAGUUCCUUUAUUUUACAUCCCAGGGAGGUGACAUGAUGGUCAAGGUUACAGUACUUCUUAGUGGUACCACAGGUUACCCAGAUUUCUAAGUCACACUGUGCUCAUACCAGGAUUUGGGGCCUCUCUGAUAGGAAGAGGGAGGCUCAGAGGUGCAGUGACUUGUCUGAGGUCCUGGCUGGUUGGUCCGAGUUGCAUCUAGAACUCAAGCCUGCUAUGGGCUGUAUUCCCUGAGCUGUUGUAUCUGACUGAAUGUUUUUAGAAACUCAAUUAUGGCUGGACUGUACCACAAAAAACGAGCUGUUUAAACUUUCCCAUUGUGAUUGUAAGGUGAACAGUUCUCUCUGCUUUGUCUUAUAGUAGGGGGAACAGGGACAGCAAUUCAGAUGUUUACUUUUCGGAUUUCCUGAGGCCAGCUCUCCUUAGGUUGCCCCCACCCCAAUCCUAGAUCCAGACCUAGGGCUCCACUAGCUGAGGACUCUGCUUCACCUGCUGCCUCCGUUUUUCUACUGCAGAGGCUGUGGAAGUGGGAGCUCAUUAAACAAAAAAGAGCAACAGUUCAUGCUGCAUUUCAUUCCCUUUUGGAGCCGGGUGGAGGGCAGAGAAAGAAAGGUGUGCUGCUCCACAAUGUGGCUGCAGACUUUGCAGCCAUUGGGCUGACCUCCCCUUGGGCAGGAAAGUGGACAGACAGGGAGUGCUCCCAAUUUCAGGGGUGGCCCUACUGAGUGGCUUCCAGCACUUGUUACAAGAACAGUGAAGACCUCCUGGGCAGCUGCAACAGGCGAUAGGCUCGGUGGUCUCACUGGAUCUUGAGCUGAAGCCAGGACUGUGCUGAGUGACCCCAGUCAGUGAGCAGUGCAAAGCAGUGGCCUCCGAACCUUCCUUUUCCCCACAUCCCAGUCUCUCUGUGCUGGAGUCCUGGACAGGGCACCGGAGCAUCUGGCUCAGUCAGGCUACUAAAGUGUUGCACUACUGAACACUCUUGAAUCUGCUGCACCCUUUCUGUUUACACAGCGAGCAGAGUAAUAGCAAGACUGUGCUACACGUGAUGGCUCUGCACUUAGCUAGGCUGUCAGGCAGGCCGGGCUCUGCCCCACGGUGGCCUGCGGCCAUUGCGUUUCCCUUCCUGUGCGGGUCUCUGCUGUCCCUGAAGCAUCACCAGGACCCCUUGGUGUCCUUCUGAAUGUAAUGACUUACUUGUAACUCUAGUCACAUCCCAGGAAAAGAAACAAAAGCAGGGACCUGACCGCCUCCUUAGACCCUCUUUCUUGUUUAGGCAACCAAACAUAUUUAGAAUUGGGCCCUGUCUAGCCCCGGGGAAGGAAGAAGUUUCUAGCAGUUAUGGUUUUCUGUUUGCUGCCUGGUGCUUUCACAGAAGUCCUUCAUUUUUUUUUAAACCAAAAUUGCAUUUGUUCAGUUGUCAUUGUCGAGGAUGUAUUUAUUGUGUUUUACAGACGUGAGUAUAUAUAUGUAUAUAUUUAUAUAUAUAUGUAUGGAUGUAUGUAGAAAACCAAGCAUAUAUGACAAGGUCAAGGCAUGUAUACUAGAUAUUUUGAAGUUAUUUAUCAAGGGGAAAGAUGUGUGUUAUAAAGUAAACAGAGUCUAUAUUUUAUAUAUAAUGUGGAUAGCAAGAAUAGCAGAUACAUUAUAGACAAUUUUCCUUUCCUCUUUUAUUAUUAAAGCAAAAAAAAAGGACAGUACAUGCAGCUGUUCCCAGGGUUGUGAUGGCCACACUGCUGUGGGGGGAGGGACUCCCUGGCCCUGGGGUGCGCUCUGUGCUCAGGCCCAGCCCCGCACUCCCCGCCUGCUGGCUCUGCCUCCCCGGGGCUUCCUGCUGUCCCCCACAGUCUGCAUCGCUGGGGUGAAGGGUGAGAGUAACCAAUAAAAAUUGACCAACAGAAGCGAUUCUGGC